AAACAUCAAAGAAAAUGGCAGAGCUAGGAAGAAUUCAUAGUUUUGUCAUCAAGUUGUUUAGUAUGUGGGCAGUAUGCUCAUUUCUAUUUCCUUACUGCACUGUACAUUGCAGUCCUCCACCAAAUCCCAUCAAAUGUGUAUCGAAAUCAUCACGAACAAGCAGUAGGAAUAGUAGUUAUUGCACGAUUUCGAACGCAAUAGGUGCAUUUCCGGAUCGAUCUAUUUGUGAAGUUGGCCAUGUCGUUUAUCCUAAAACUGAAGAAGAACUUGUUUCAGUAGUAGCCAUGGCUUCUAAAAACAAAAUGAAAGUGAAGAUAGCGACUCGAUAUGGUCAUAGUUUACCAAAACUAGUUUGCCCCGACGGCAACAACGGCUUACUCAUAAGUACGCUACAUCUUAACCGUAUUGUAAAUGUCAACCCGUCAACAGCAACGAUCACUGUUGAAUCUGGUGUAAUUCUAGGGGAUCUAAUCAAACAAGCUGCAAAGUCUGGCCUGGCACUGACUGCUGCACCUUAUUGGUGGGGUUUGACUGUUGGUGGGUUGAUUUCCACGGCUGCACAUGGUAGCGGCCUGUGGGGGCGUGGAAGUUCUGUUCAUGAUUAUGUCGAAAGCAUCCGAAUAGUGACUCCAUCUGGACCUAAUGAAGGUUAUGCAAAGGUUCGAAUGCUUUAUAGCAGUGACCCUGAUAUUAACGCUGCCAAGGUGUCUUUAGGAGUCCUUGGAGCCAUUUCGCAGGUUACUCUAAGACUGGAACCACUCUUCAAAAGAUCCAUCACUUUUACAGAGAAGAGCGAUUCGGACUUGGCAAUACAAGCAACCACUUUCGGCAAUGAACAUGAGUUUGGUGACAUAUCAUGGUACCCUAACCAACAUAAAGCGAUUUACCGAGUUGACGACCGCAUUUCGUCUAACGCAUUUGGUAAUGGACUUAAUAACUUCAUCGGUUUUCGUCCUACCCCGUCAGCUGCACUGGCCGCAGCAAGAACCGCAGAGGAGAUUCAAGAAUCAACAAGCGAUGCUAAUGGGAAAUGUAUCAAUGCAAAAUCAACUACGACGGCACUGGUUACUAGUGCAUUUGGCUUCACCAACGACGGCAUUGCCUUCACUGGGUAUCCAAUUAUCGGUUACCAAAAUCGGCUACAAGCGGCAGGUAGUUGUCUAGAAAGCCCAAAUGAUGGUCUUGCCACAGUAUGUCCAACCGAUCCAAGGGUUAAGGGCGUGUUCUAUCAUCAACUAACUUUCAGCAUUGAAUUGUCAAAAGUUCAGAACUUCAUCGAAGAUACACAAAAGUUGAGAGAUUUAAAACCUAAAGCAUUUUGUAACUUGGAACUCUACACUGGAAUACUAAUGAGAUAUGUAAAAGCUUCAAAUGCUUACCUGGGUAAACAAGAAGAUGCAAUAGAUUUUGAUAUUACUUACUACAGAAGUACCAACCCAGGUAUACCUCAACUUUUCCAAGACGUUUUGGAAGAAAUAGAACAAAUUGCUGUAUUCAAGUAUCAAGGGAUACCACAUUGGGGUAAGAAUCGGAACGUUGGGUUUAUUGGUGCAGUCACUAAGUACAAAAACGCAGGGGAGUUUUUGAAGGUCAAAGAGACUUUUGAUCCAUUUGGAUUGUUUUCUAGCAAGUGGACUGAUCAAAUUCUUGGUUUAGACCAAAGUGGAGUCACCAUAGUUAAGGAACACUGCGCCUUAGAAGGGUUGUGUAUUUGCUCUGAGGACAUUCAUUGUGCCCCAGCAAAGGGCUAUUACUGUCGACCCGGCCGAGUCUAUAAAGAAGCUAGAGUUUGUUCACGUCUCAAUGUGGUUACAGAUCUUGUAUGAUGAAGGCUCUUUUUAUGAUAUUCUUAUUUUAUGCAACUAGCCUCCAUAAGUUUCUAAUUCCCUCUUACAAUUUUCCAAUUUACAAUUUUCAAUAAUAAAUAACAGUUUAUUAUUA
Molecule: messenger RNA, 1941 nt
Organism: Papaver somniferum (opium poppy)
Lineage: Eukaryota; Viridiplantae; Streptophyta; Magnoliopsida; Ranunculales; Papaveraceae
Product: probable L-gulonolactone oxidase 4
Exons: 3
Coding region: 15-1826 (603 amino acids)
Cellular component (GO): membrane
Molecular function (GO): FAD binding; D-arabinono-1,4-lactone oxidase activity
Source: RefSeq, a predicted model, not a curated record